Messenger RNA from Bactrocera latifrons, 8925 nucleotides. It is a transcript of the gene unc79, whose product is annotated as protein unc-79 homolog. NCBI's taxonomy places the organism in Eukaryota, Metazoa, Arthropoda, Insecta, Diptera, Tephritidae. The transcript is spliced from 33 exons. Gene Ontology annotation, molecular function: protein binding. The record is from RefSeq and is a predicted model, not a curated record. Bases 134 to 8644 code for a protein of 2836 amino acids.
AUUUUGGUAGCUGCAGUGCGUGUAUACGAUAAUCUUGUGAAAAAUUGCAAAUUUAUUAAAAAAAUUAACAAAUUUUGAGAAUGCCAACUGCUUUGGGAGCGGCUUUGGCGAUGGGAAGGAUUUGCCUGAUAUAAUGUCUGAUACCUUCAAAAAUCAGCUUGUCAAUAUGGGCACUCGCGCAGCUGCUUUCCAAGCCAAAUUGCGAUGUCUCCAUGAUUCGCAUGUACGCCUGCUACAAAAUACCCAACCCACGCCCUCUGGCGUCGAUAUUGCUAACAAUAUCAAAUACUUUUCACAAACCCUAUUAACUGUCCUCAAAGAUGUACGUACCUCACCACACGAACUUAUACGCGACCCCUCCGAGGAUCCCACACGCAUGUCAGCCUACCCAAAUCUUGAAUAUGGUAACCUCUAUAAUGCUCUUACAAUGCUCAUUGAUGUGGCACCGUGCAUACAAUAUGGACAAAUCGUGUUUGGAAAGGCUCUGUUGCAGUGUCUUUGCUGCAUACUACCUUUCCUAGAUAAGGAUUUAAUUGACAAUUUACCCUAUCUGGUCAGCUCUACUAUGUCUGUACUACCACCAGCUUUACACCAAGAUAUCGUUAAUGCACUAUGCUACUAUAUUCUACCUUUUACUAUAACCCGACGCAGCGCAGAUGAACAAGAAUGUCAGGCAUGUCAGGCAGUCUCUUCGGUCAUUAUGAUGGUUCUUCAAUAUUCUCAUAAUCCCGCACACCACUGUCAACUGCUAGAAUGUCUGAUGACACUUAAACAUAAUGUUGUCAAGGAUAUACUUUGCGUUAUCGCAUACGGCACCUCUAUGUCACGUUCCUCGGCAGCCAAACUACUAUUCUACUAUUGGCCCGCUUUCGAUCCGAACCUAUUCGAUCGUAAAGUUUUAUUGUCCAAACUAACAAACGACAUGGUGCCCUUUGUGUGUCAAUGCGAACAAUGCCCCAACGCUGGCAAUGCUGAGGCGGCCAAAGUUUGUUUUGAUCACAGCAUAAGCAUCAGCUAUGCACCCGACUGUCCACCCCCACUUUAUCUUUGCAUUGAAUGCGCCAAUGAGAUUCAUCGCAAACAUGCAAACCUCGAGUUUGGCGACAUUCUCCAUCCCAUGCAGCAAGUCUCUAUGGUAUGUGAGAAUAAGAAUUGCCGCUCGACCGAUAAGGCAGCCUUCUCGAUCUGUUUCUCUACCGAGUGUGCUAGCUAUAAUGGAAAUCACCCGAUACGUUACUGCUCGCUGUGUCACAGCAAUCGACACAAUUCACGACGGGGUGGCGAUCAUGUGGUGCAUCGUAGUCUCCAAAUCAUUUGGCAAAUGGAUCCAGAGAUACAGAUGCACAUGGUGGAGUCCGUGAUUAGUUUGUUACGCGAAGCUAAACCGCUUAAUUUUGAGCCCGGCAAGGAUGGUGCGGAUGCGAAGAAAAACGGUGGCAAUGGCACACCAGACACCAUAACAUUGGAAGAGCGCCAAAUGUUGGGCCGCUAUGGCAUCUGGUUGUUAGUGGGUCGUUGCACACCGACUCCCGAAAUGCCAGUGGAGGUAUUAGGACGCAUACUUAGUAUGCUCUUUCAUUGGUUCCAUGUAACAGCGUGCUCAUAUGAUGUAGCUAGCCAAAUCGAGAGCACCAUCGAAAAACUUAAGGUGGAGCAUGUCUGUAAUUGGCUUAAGGAGAUUUGUCGCAUACAUUACAAUGUCUUUAUCUCUUGUUUGCUACCACAUCCGCCAGAGUAUGCGCGUGUGGGAGGACACUGGGAGACAUUAGCUUCACGAACUAGCCACCUGAAAGAGGGACUGCAACGUCUCAUAUGCCUGGUACCCUAUGAAGUCAUUACUUCUGAAAUCUGGGACUAUGUUAUGCCACACUGGAUGGAGGCAAUCACCAACGAUGUAGGCGAAAAGGAGUUGAAUGAGCUAAAAAUUGUACUUAGCAAAAUACUCGAUCCGGAAAUGUCGCCACUCGGAUUCGAUGCUAAAACUAUGUACAAUUUUGUGGCGAUACGGUUCGAAAAGACCACAGCUAAAGUGCAACAACAAGCAUUGCAUUGGUUGCAGAUACUCACAAAGCUGGGUAUACUGAUACCACUGGUGCAGUUAUUCGCCAUGUUCGGCGAUGGUGUACGUAUCAUGAAAUAUGGCGUGCAACAUGAGCUCAUGCGCGAAAAAGAAGGACAGGGUAAGGGACCAAAAACCCCGUUGAAGGAGACAAAAAACGAAUUGGGUAAUCCACCACGUCGAAGCUCGAUUUCUCCAGUAGUCGAAGACGACUCGGGCAAUACAUCCGCAAUUUCGGAUGACGAAGCGCCUACCAAUCGUCACACUGAAUUUUCUACAGAUGCCGAGCACAAUCUUACUUGUUGCAUUCUCAUGUUGGAUAUCUUGUUGAAGCAAAUGGAGCUGCAGGACGUUGAACAGCACAUGGGCAUACACACCAGCGUCUGUGAGAAUGUAUCGCGCUUGAUCAAGUGCAUGGUCACUGCGGCACGUGUGGGCUUGAGCAGUCACGUCUGCUCACUUAAGGUGGCUGAGUGUGCUUAUUGUGAGGCAUCCAUUAUGUGGCACCAACUGGCGACCAAGCUGGUACAAUUUAUGGCACCACUGAAUCCUGUACGCCCACCAGAUAUACCAAUCGAAGAUAUCAUCGAAGAAGAAAAAUCCUCACGCAAGAGUCCACCCGAAAGUGACAAGGAGAAAUCGCGCGAACGCGAUGUAUCACUAUCAAUGGCACCGCUGCCCAUACCUUUGGGUCCACUAGGCGGUUUUGCAGACAUCUUAAAGCUAGAUCAAUUCUUUUCAGACGAUGGGAAGAUUAUAAUUAUGGCAGGACCGGUGCCAGUAGCAGUGCCACAGCCGGAACCACACUCCGUAGGCGGUGUACUCGUUCAUAUGCCACACGUUUGCUCCAAUAACGAUAAUGGGCAUUCAGUUGAUAGUAUUGAAUUGAGAAAAGUUCACGCCACAGACGAGAUUAUGACCGCAACAGUGGAAACAGUUUCUGAACAAUUGGACUUAGCUUCCAUCCUGCCGGCGGAUAGAGCUAUAGCACGCUCUAUAACGCUCUCCGAUGCGGAUGUUGGUAGUGCCAAUGUGAGCGUAACGAGAGCCUCAGUGCUUGGCGAAAAUGGUGGAGCAAAUGGCAGCACUGGUGGUGGUGCAGGUGAAAAUGGUAGCGUAUCCGAUGAAGAGGAGGACGAAGAAGAGGGUGAAGAUUUUUGGCAUACUUCGGUUGGUAAAUUUAAAUUUACAUUGGAUCAACUCCCACAAACACUACAGUAUAUACACCAACUAUUAACUGAAAUCCCUACAAUAAAGAAACCUGAAAUUCUGUAUUACGUUCUACAAUGUUUAAAUGUAAUGGCACUUCAUGGCGACGCUCUAGCUAAAGCCGCACGUGAACACCGCGGCUUCUUCAUAUGGUGUCAGGAAAAUUUACUGAUUAAGAACCUCUGGGGGCUGUGCAACGCCGAGCAUUCUCACAUCUGUCAAGCAAGCGUACCACUACUGCUACAUUGUAUCACACUCCCACUGGGCUCGGAUGUAUUUUGGCGUGUUGUGCAGGAAGCAUUUCAUGACACCGAUUGGCGCAUACGAUUCACAGCAGUUGAGCGAGUUACCGUAAUUACCCGUUUCAUGGACUCGACCCCCUUGCGCACCGAAGUCGGAUUACAGACGGCGCUCGCUACCGCAUUUUGUCAUCUGAUCGCCAGCAUGGACGACAUUAAUGUGUAUGUGGCGCAGCGGGCGACCCUCUAUAUUGGCACCAUACAUGACACGGCAAUUCGGUCACUCCUCUUUUGCUUAGAAUCGCAAUUCGAUUUGUUUAUCGUGGACCGGCCAGUGGUGUUGCAAUCCGUUUAUCAGUUACACAACUCACUUUCGGAUCGAAAAAUCCUCAACUGGGAGUUCUUUUUGAAUCGUUUCGAUACGCUCUUUGUGGAGGCGCAAAUAAAUUUGGAGAAAUGUGGUGGUAUUUCAUAUUUGCGUGAUUUACGUAAUUCGGAGAAUGGUAGUGAGGCGCUAUCGUCUAAGAUUUUGAAAGCGCGUGAGGCGUUGAGCCAAUCAGACACCAGCGGUAGUAUGGCAAAAACGCUAAGCGCCUCGUUUGGCACUAAAUGGCCUUACAAGCGCACUAUGUCUGCACCGGCAAGCAUGAUACCACGUCAGGACUCCAAAUUUAUGCCCGAAAAGGAGAAGAUUUACAGUCGUCAAAUAUCGGCGCCCAUACUCAAGCGGAAGACGUCACGUUUCGGUUUGGACGGACAUAUUCACUCUCUGGGUGGUAUUAAUGAUGACAACCUUAUUGGAUUGCUAAGUCGCAUUACCGAGCUGGAAGAGUCCGAUCGAGAAACAAUUCAUUUGCUCGUUUUUCUGCUAAUGCAGUUCAUGUCGCGCACCGACCAGGCAUUCCCCUCGGAAGAUAAACCGGUAUCCAAAACUCAGAAUAUUGUGCUCAAGCAUUUAUUUUUGCUUUUAGGCCACAAUCAGAUAGAUAAAACUUUCCACACAACGCCGGAGAAUCUACGUGUUUCGGCAGUCUUCAAUGCAUUCCUCGCAAAUCUACCACAAGUUUUGGAUCAAAACCACUUGAUUGGUGGUCUAAUACUUCCCUCGAUAAUGCAGAUCAUAUUGUACGCACCGAAUCCCAGUAAUACGGCUGCUGAUUGCUAUCAAAAUUUGGUUUUCAAUUAUUCACUUUGGUAUUUGGAACAAUAUCCGCGUCGCAAUUGGAUGUUAACGGUACUGGUGGUGCUCUAUAAGUAUUCCUACACCCAGCCACCGUACAGUGCGUACGUGAUCUCAGCAAUGCGCAUGGUUAUGAACAGUUUGCGCAAUCAUUUCCAUCAAUGUCGCCGCAUACCAACCACCACCAUAUUGGAUAUACAAGGUACAUCACGUUCACGCGACGUUAGUCAACCCUCUUUGGGUACAGAUCCUGAUGAGAAGGAUGCUAGUCCACCAGCUAGUCCAAUGUUUCCGUCGGAAGGUACUAGCGCCGCAUCAAAAAGUAAAGGCCAAAAUGUCGCUUUCACACCAAAGCUACAACACGCAUUCCGUAAGUACAAUGACUCUAGUUUGGAAGCGGAUGAGACGGAAUCUGAACUAGUGGCAAUACCGGAAAGUGAUUUGUCGGACAGCACUUUGCAUGGCAGCAGUGCACCGGGUUCUUUUGAUGAUACCGUACAUUUCGAAGAAACAUCGCUGACUAAAGGCGAUAUGCAGAGAGCCCGAGCAGCCCGUGCCAUUGAGUAUGAAGAGAAAACAUCGAGGACACAACAUAAGUCGUUGAUUACUACCAAAACUGGAGACACCUAUACUACGAAAAUUAGAACUACCGGCGGUCAGGAAGCUGUUAGUACCACUGUUGUUACUACACAAGCCCGUCAUAGUCUUCAAGAAGGUGUACGUAUGAUUGUUACCCCCCUUGUUGGCACUGAUGCGGCAGCCGAGACCGCCAUUGUAAGUCCCCCAGUUGAUGUGCACCGCGCUAUCACAGUCCGAAAUAAAUCGUUAGAGAACGCUGCCGCUUCGACAUCGAAGAUGUUUGCUGCAAUUGCUACGAACCAUCUUAAAGCAUUGGGCGCCCUACAAGAUAUACAAGCCAAAUCUAGCGAUAGUAACUCUAAAUCACUGACAUCCAGUAAUGGCAAUCGCUCAACGAAUAGCAGCACUGAAAACUCAGGCAAGUGUCCACAACAAUUACCACCAGUCACUUCUCAGCACGUACAAAAUCAGCAGCAACAGCCACCACAGCAUCCGCCUGCUUCUUCAAAAAAGCCUAUUGGGCGACACAAGACUAUUGUCGAAUGCAGUGCUGGCACUUCGUCCUCAUCGACCGGCACGGAUGACUCACGACUGAGCGCCAACCACAAGAAACCAGCCGGAAAAUCGUUAAAACGUUCGGACAAAGCAUACGGCUCACCCGAUUCUCCGCUCUCCAAGAUGAGCGUCAUGCCGAACCCAGUCGAUGAGGUGGAUACCACAAAGUUACCGGCACCAAAAAGUAUAGCAGCACUGGAAAUACCCACGCCAGAACGUUUACUGCCUAUUGGUACGCAUGAGUCGGUCAGUGGUUUAAUUGACCGUUUGCGCGACGGUCUUAACUUACCGGACAUAAGCCAUUUGAAACAAGAUAGCCUCGAUGUAUCGGAUAGCACUAAAGAUGACAUAACACCCAGUAGUCGUACUACAUCACCACGUCGUCUCAUCAAGCAAGUAGCACUGGAAUCGCCACCAAAUGCAAGCGCCGCCGGUCAACAGGAUCUGCAUUCUUCCAUAUUAAAAAGCGUCACUCAAGAGGUGAAGACAACAACCAGCGCUACGGUUACUGCAAGCACAAGUGGUGUGUAUACCGCAAAUAAACCCGAAGCCCCUAAACGUCCGCGUCAGAAAUUGGCUCCCUUCAAUAUGGACACUAGUGCCAUGCCGGACAUACGUUCACGCUUCGCUGGUGCAUGGCCACCGCCACCAUAUCAACCCCCUGAAGAGCUGGACGAUGAUAUGGACGAUGGCAUUGAAAAUGGCAAUGGUCAUAGUGGCGCAGCAGCGCAGCCAAAUAGGGUGAGUACCAGACGCGUUGGCGAUUAUACGAUUUGUGACCGUUGCACCGAUUGUGGCGCACUCAUCGAAGAGUAUACCGACGAGGAUAUUGGCAUAUUGAUUGUCAUAUUAGGAACUUUCAUUCAUCGCGAACCGGCAAUGGCAGCACCAUUUCUACCUGAAAUACUAACCAUAACCUCAAGAAUCUGCUUGACAUCUACGCACUCCUGGCAGGGCGAGAAUGGACCAGCAUUGGUCUGCAGCGCUCAGGCUGUGUCACUGCAAUUCAUACGCUGUGUUCUGCAUCAGCUGGCACCCAACGGCAUAUUUGUGCAAGUUUUUCAAACUCAAGUGAAGAUGAAAGUGCGCCACAACUCGUUCCGCAGCAUUGCACGAGCUCUGCAGGACUUUCAGGAGCUCAACGCCACACAUCCCAUUUAUAUGGUCUGCGAAUCUCUGCAGUCGAAGAAAUCGCUACCAGUCGAGCAGUUGCCCGUGAUUUUUCGGAACAUGGCCGAGUAUUUGCAUUGCGUGCCAACGGAACUGACCACCGGUCCAGGCGUUUGGCAGCAAGCGAUGCAAGCUAUGGAAUCACUAUUGCGUCAAGUGAUUGUGUUGCUACCAAAUCUGGCCAAUCCCGAACAUCUGCUCGGCAUAAUGGUAGCCACUUUGAAGCUGAGCAUUGUGCCAAAAACCCUACUUGAUCCCUACUCCAAGAUAAUUGGAUUUUGUGUGCAGAAUACGAAUUUAGAAUACCACUCUUUGUAUGAACUGUGCACACUCAAUAUGCGCUCGUUUUCCAAAGAUCGCGAUAAGAUGCUGCUCUGUCGUCAGCUGAUUUUCGAGUUCGUGCAGGCAUUGAAGUUUAAAACUAACAUACCAGAUAACAACUUGUUGAUGAUCAUCGGCUUUGUGCUGCAUGAUGCUGGUGGCACGCUGCCACCGGGCACUCUAGUUGGUUUUCCGCAGGCCCCGCCACCCUUAACUACCAAUGCCGCGGAUUGUAUGCGUCAGUAUGUCAACGAUGUUAUAGAUUUCCUAGCCGACUUUCACACACUGAGUAAAAUCAAGAACUUCAAAAAUGGACAGAUACAAAAUGGACUGGGCGAAGACACGCUGGGUGGCGUUUUGAAGGGAGCUGUGGCACAAUACUUGGCGCUGGAAAUGUCACGUGGCAACACACGUGACAAUAAAAGUAGUUCUCGUUACUUGCCCUGGUUGAAUAAUGCACCAUCAUCGCUGCAGCAAGGUCCCAAAGAAUUUACGGAAUGCGUUGGCCACAUGCGUCUACUCUCUUGGUUGUUGCUCGGCUCACUUACACACCUGGCGCUAACACAGCGCCGCAAUGAGCGUCACGCCAUACCCAUACCACUACAGCAGGUGCCACCAACCGUACCACCGGCAGCAGUGCAUUACCAGCACCAUCAUCAACAGCCCAGUGGCAUGGCGCCAUUUGCAAUGCCGGUCUCACAAGAGUCAUCUUGUCACAUUGCGGAUCACAUCCAGGUGAUUUUUGCCGGUUUCGCCGAGCAGUCGAAGACGUCGGUAUUGCAUAUGUCAUCCCUCUUUCACGCCUUCACCCUGUGUCAACUAUGGACUGUGUAUUUAGAGCAUGUGGCUCGCUCGUCUAACAAUGCAGAAGGCAACACCAUGGGUGUGCUCUUCGAGUUUUGGGCCAAAGUGACACCGUGUAUUUUGCAAUUGGUUUCGCAUGCUCGUCCACCAAAAGAGAGUUCUGGUAGUGGCGUCGGAGGUGCAGGCAUAGCCGAUUUCACGCAGAACCCAAAUGCAAAAAGUCCCAAUGCGAAGCUCUCCGAAAUGGUGAAUCUUCAUUUUCUUAGUCUUCUCGAAGCACUUAAGGAGACUAAUUCGACAAUUUUAGGCAAACUUUUGCCGCUGUGGAGUCCAGUCUUGUCCUCACAAACACAGCUAUCUAAAACGCUCCAUGUACGUUUGCAAAAUGUACGCGACAAUGCGCCCGACUUUGAGGAGCAGCAAACACACCCUUCAGACGCAUUACUGAAAUGGCUGCAGCGACUACAAUUUAAAAUGGGUCAAAUCGAGCUGCAAGCCUCGACAGCAACACAAUUUUAUUCCAUUUAAAAUAUAUGCAACUAUGUGUAAUAUAAGAAAUUCUAUAGUAUUGUGUGGUUUAUUGAGACCAGAGCACAGCUUUCAACAUUACAUACAUAUUUAAGUAGAAAAAAUUAAUUGUGUUUGCUUAAAAGCUGCACCUUAAAGUCUUAACAAUAACUUAAGCGAAAUCUUAAAUGUUAUAUGGUUUAACUACUGACUGUCUACAUACAUACAUAGUUGUGUUGUUGAAUAUCGAACAUAGAAAGUUCGUUUACAAAGAAACAUUUAAUAAAUUAACGUUCAAAUAA